CGCUUUACCCAAUCCGAUUUCACUACCACGCUCUCUCUCUCUCUCGCUCAUCAAUACCCUCAUUUUUAGAGAGAGAAAGUGGAGUCAACAGCUUCUAUCCCACCACCCGUCCAAAAAUGUGUCGAAUUUGGUCGUGAUUAGAUUAGUGUGUACUACAAACCCUUUAACCCAUUUUUGUACUACCCAUGUAGUAAGUAGUACUACAUUGCUCCUAUAGUCUUCGUGGUUACUUAUGUUGUUUUGUAAGUGAUCCAUAAUUUCAACGCCUAUAAAUCUGACCCAUUUACUGCGAAGUCAUGCACCGAGCUGAUCUAUUUUCCUGAUUCGAGACCUCUAGAUAAUUUUCCGUUCUUGGGGAUUUUCUUGAAUCUGAAUGCGGUUUGGUGAUUUGAUUGGAAUUCCCAAUUGAGGUUUACGCUCUUCGUGAGUAAAUGCAGAGGGAAUCGAAGACCCAUCUGUUUUGAUUUGGCGGUGACUUUACAUUUGUAGAGUUUUUAUGGACGGAAUUGUGAUUUUCUGAAAUGUGUUGAAGAAUUCUCGUACGUACAUUUAACAAGACGUACAUCCAUUCUGAGACUUCCUAAGAGAUUUUCAAGAUUUUCUGAGAAAUACCCAGACAAGAAAGGUCGAAACUUGAUUCGUUCGAAUGGCGACGGUGGGAGUGGAGGAAAUGAGCCAGAUUGAGAGAGAAAACUCAGAAGAGGUGCAGGAGAAUCGGGAGGAAAUAAAGAGAAUUCCCCCAUGGACAAAACAGAUCACGACCAGAGGAAUUGUUGCUAGCUUAUUGAUUGGGAUAAUUUACAGUGUGAUAGUUAUGAAGCUCAGUCUAACAACAGGGCUGGUACCCAAUCUCAAUGUCUCGGCCGCUCUUCUUGCCUAUGUGUUCAUACGGACGUGGACAAAACUGAUUCAAAAGACUGGAAUCGUUUCGACUCCGUUCACUCGACAGGAGAAUACACUGAUUCAGACGUGUGCAGUUGCUUGUUACAGCAUUAGUUUUGGAGGUGGUUUUGGCUCUUAUUUGUUGGGAUUGAACAAGAGGACAUAUGAGCAGGCAGGGGUUGAUACAGAGGGGAAUUCACCAGGUAGCUACAAGGAGCCUGGGAUUGGCUGGAUGACUGGUUUCCUUUUCGUAGUUAGUUUUGUUGGGCUGUUGGCUCUGGUUCCUCUAAGGAAGAUCAUGAUCAUAGACUACAAAUUAGCUUACCCAAGUGGAACUGCAACAGCAGUUCUAAUCAAUGGCUUUCAUACUCCUAAAGGAGAUGAGAUGGCCAAGAAACAGGUUCAUGGGUUCAUGAAGUUCUUUUCAAUUAGUUUCCUGUGGGGACUUUUCAGAUGGUUUUAUUCUGGUGGAGGAGAAAAUUGCGGUUUCUCUAACUUCCCUACACUUGGAUUGAAAGCUUGGAAACAGUCAUUCUUCUUUGAUUUUGACAUGACCUACAUUGGAGCAGGAAUGAUCUGUUCCCAUCUUGUGAACUUGUCUUUGCUUCUUGGAGCUGUGCUAUCAUGGGGGAUGAUGUGGCCACUAAUAGAUCGCCAGAAAGGAGAUUGGUUCCCUCAAACUUUACCAGAAAGCAGUAUGAAGAGCCUUACUGGCUACAAGGUAUUCGUUUCCAUCGCUCUCAUCUUAGGAGACGGACUCUACAAUUUUCUCAAGAUUCUUUUCUUCACCAGUCAAAACAUAUGUGUUAAGCUGAGGCAGAGGAACCCGAGAACAUUUUCAGAUGACACGAAUAAACCCCAAGAUGAUCUCCAACGAAACGAAGUAUUCACAAGAGAGAGCAUUCCCUUGUGGGUAGCAUGUGUUGGCUACUCUAUCUUCUCCAUCAUCUCCAUCAUUGUAAUCCCACUAAUGUUUCCUGAGCUCAAGUGGUACUACGUUGUUGUCGCAUACAUACUUGCACCAUCUCUCAGCUUCUGCAACGCUUAUGGUGCUGGCCUAACCGACAUGAACAUGGCCUAUAACUACGGAAAAGUUGCCCUAUUUGUGCUAGCAGCCUUAUCUGGGAAAGAAAAUGGUGUAGUUGCUGGUCUAAUUGGUUGCGGCGUGAUCAAAUCCAUCGUUUCCGUCUCCUCUGAUCUGAUGCACGAUUUCAAGACUGGCCACCUCACCCUCACUUCCCCAAGAUCGAUGCUAAUUAGCCAAGCCAUCGGUACAGCCAUAGGCUGCGUGGUGGCUCCCCUCACGUUCUUCCUCUUCUACAAGGCUUUCGAUAUUGGAAACCCUGAUGGUGAAUACAAAGCACCAUAUGCACUCAUAUACAGAAAUAUGGCAAUUCUAGGGGUUGAAGGGUUCUCUGCUCUCCCGCAGCACUGCUUGCAGCUUUGUUAUGGGUUUUUCACAUUUGCAAUGGUUGCCAACUUGGUAAGAGAUGUUUCUCCCAAAAAAGUUGGGAAGUGGGUUCCACUUCCAAUGGCUAUGGCUGUGCCAUUUCUAGUUGGGGCUUACUUUGCCAUCGAUAUGUGUAUGGGAAGUUUGAUCGUAUUCGUGUGGCACAAGGUCAAUAACAAGAAAGCCGGGUUGAUGGUUCCUGCAGUUGCUUCUGGUCUGAUUUGUGGAGAUGGAUUGUGGAUUCUUCCUUCAUCGCUCCUUGCUUUGGCGAAGAUUUAUCCUCCGAUCUGUAUGAACUUCAUCGCGACCAAGAUUGCCUGAGAGAUAAGGAUGGGGUAAUUGCUGGAAUAUAUAGGUGAAGAAUAAAUAGUUAUACAAAGCUAUUUAUCAACCGUGUAUGCAGUUUAGGACAUGUUUUAUAAGUGGUAGAGGCCUGAUCACAUUCAUGUUUUGUCAUGAUUUUGACUAGUUGGUACUCAAAAAGGUUGGGAACAUAAACCUAGAUGUAUAACACUGAAUAGUGAAUACUAUUGGGAAAGGUUUGAUCCUUA
Messenger RNA from Rhododendron vialii, 2883 nucleotides. RefSeq names its product metal-nicotianamine transporter YSL3-like. The transcript is spliced from 8 exons. The record is from RefSeq and is a predicted model, not a curated record. Lineage: Eukaryota; Viridiplantae; Streptophyta; Magnoliopsida; Ericales; Ericaceae. Bases 647 to 2653 code for a protein of 668 amino acids. Gene Ontology annotation, biological process: seed development; response to iron ion. Gene Ontology annotation, molecular function: oligopeptide transmembrane transporter activity; iron-nicotianamine transmembrane transporter activity. Gene Ontology annotation, cellular component: plasma membrane.